AUGGCAAGAUUCUUCAAGGCCUUCCAGCAAUUGUUGGUGGUGAUGAUCCUGGUGAAUGUCGGCAUACUUCAUCGUCAAUGCUGUGUCGUCUUUGGAUUCCCAUCAUCAGCAUCGUCAUCAUUCGCUCAUUCUCGUUCCACAACACAAUCUACGGCAUCAUCAUGGUCUAAUCCUGCAUACACCAAACGAUCAUACCCUCGUCAGACAUGCUAUUACUACUCUUCUCACGAGACAGAAAUUGCUGCCUACACCUUUGCCUUUGCCUCCUCUCACAUUGGUAUGUCGGCCAUUCGGCGAGAUUUGAUUGACCGCAUUGGCAAGUUUGCGCAAGGAUGGGUGGGUACUGGAACAAAAUUGCCCGACUUUUGGCCAGGAGAUGAGGCGGGACAAGAAAUCUUUCCUACCCAAGAAAUUGCCGGUCGUCAAUUGUACCGAAUCUUGUACACAACCGUGUCCUUUACAACCUUGGGAAUGGGAUUUGCUGCCUAUUUGCAUUCCUUGUCGGACGAUAUCAUUGCGGCAGCUAUGAUUCCUACUUUUGACAAAGUUGCAGUAUACUAUGCAGUGGCAUCACUUUCGGGCGGCAUUUCCAUUGCCUCGCUCAUCAAUCCAUCUCCACUGUCACUUGUACCCGUCUACGAACAAGGUAGUGACAGUAACGGAAAUGGGAAUGACGCAAUUGGUGUUACGACUAACAACAAUGGUAUCCGAAGAAAUGACUCCAAAAAACUCCAGGCCUAUGGACUCACUCGCAUCACGCGGCACCCUCUCAUUCUUCCAGUAGUACCAUGGGGUUUGACAACUGCCAUGAUUAUGGGUGGCCAGUUGCGGGAUUUUCUCUUGUUUGGAAUCUUGUCAGUAUACGCCAUUGCUGGUUGUGCUGCUCAAGAUUUGCGAGUCACUAAAGAAGAAGGUUCCGUGGGAACAGUCUUUGAUCCAGAUGAAUCGCUGCAGGGGUUCUUUCGCGAAACUUCCUUUUGGCCGUUUCAAGCCAUUUUGGAUUCUCGUCAAUCGCGGGAGGAAACGGCAAAAGAAAUCAACUGGAUUGCACUCGUAGCUGGAACUGGCAUUGGUUUCAAGAUUGAAGAAGCCUUUGUCUCCUUUCUUCAGAGCUUUGCUGAGAUCCCAAUUUCGUAG
This is a messenger RNA of Cylindrotheca closterium, 1137 nucleotides long. Lineage: Eukaryota; Bacillariophyta; Bacillariophyceae; Bacillariales; Bacillariaceae. The record is from the annotation of a GenBank genome assembly.